This is a messenger RNA of Aspergillus melleus, 405 nucleotides long. It is a transcript of the gene pst2, whose product is annotated as putative NADH-quinone oxidoreductase Pst2. The coding region runs from base 1 to 405 and encodes 134 amino acids. Lineage: Eukaryota; Fungi; Ascomycota; Eurotiomycetes; Eurotiales; Aspergillaceae. Gene Ontology annotation, molecular function: oxidoreductase activity. The record is from RefSeq and is a predicted model, not a curated record. The transcript has a single exon.
AUGCACGCUCCCCCCAAGUCCGCCCACCCCAUCGCUACUCCCGACAAGCUGAAGGAGUACGAUGCUGUGCUGUUCGGUAUCCCCACCCGUUACGGUAACUUCCCUGCCCAGUGGAAGGCCUUCUGGGACAAGACUGGCGGUAUCUGGGCCACUGGUGGCUACUGGGGCAAGUACGCCGGUCUCUUCGUCUCCACCGGUACCCUCGGUGGUGGCCAGGAGUCCACUGCCAUCGCCGCCAUGAGCACUCUCGCCCACCACGGUUUCAUCUACGUCCCUCUCGGAUACAAGACCACCUUCGCUCUCCUCUCCAACCUGGACGAGAUCCACGGUGGUAGCGCCUGGGGUGCCGGUACCUUCGCCGUAUGUUCCCCUUUCUCAUUUUACCACUUUGAGAAAAAUCAUUGA